GAAGAGCGAUCGAUGGCGACGGGAAGCGUCCAAAAGAAAUGGCCGUCACCGAAGCGGAGUAGAAAGUGCUCCUCAACUCCCGUUUCACGGGCAUCCCCUUCCCUCCCUCCCUCCUUUCCCUCAUCCUCCUCUCCUCCACAAGUUCCAACGUUCCCCUCCCCCCAUCCCUUACCUGUUCUCCCUCUUUUAAUAUCUUUUCCGAGGAAGAAGAGGAGGAGGUCCACGGAAUGAUGGAGUCCGGGUCCGCCGCCGCCGGCGGGGAUGGUCACAUCAAGGGCGUCCAGACACACGGCGGGCGAUACGUGAGGUACAAUGUGUACGGGAACCUCUUCGAGGUCACCGCCAAGUACGUCCCCCCCCUUCGCCGCAUCGGCCGCGGCGCUAGCGGCAUCGUCUGUGCUGCAGUGAAUUCUCAGACCCAUGAAGUGGUUGCAAUAAAGAAGAUCAGCAAUGCAUUUGAUAAUAUAAUUGAUGCCAAAAGGACUUUAAGAGAAAUAAAGCUUCUUUGUCACAUGAAUCAUGAGAAUGUUAUUGCAAUAAAGGACAUCAUACGCCCUCCAAACAGGGAAAAUUUCAAUGAUGUCUACAUUGUUUACGAGUUAAUGGAUACUGAUCUUCAUCACAUAAUACACUCCAACCAGCCAUUGACAGACAACCAUUGCCAGUUCUUUCUGUAUCAAUUACUUCGAGGGCUGAAAUAUGUGCACUCAGCCAAUGUCCUGCAUCGUGAUCUUAAGCCCAGCAAUUUGCUGAUAAACGCAAAUUGUGACCUUAAGAUUGGAGAUUUUGGACUGGCAAGGACGACUUCUGAGACAGAUUUCAUGACUGAAUAUGUUGUCCCACGUUGGUAUCGAGCACCGGAACUGCUCCUUAAUUGUUCGGAGUACACUGCUGCUAUUGACAUCUGGUCAGUAGGAUGCAUAUUUGGCGAAAUUGUUACCAAGGAACCAUUAUUUCCUGGUAAAGACUAUGUCCAUCAGUUAAGGCUGAUAACUGAGCUAAUAGGUUCACCUGAUGACUCAAGCCUCGGAUUUCUCCGAAGUGACAAUGCCCGAAGAUACAUGAGACAACUUCCUCAAUACCCGAAGCAACAAUUUCAUGCUAGGUUUCACACCAUGUCUAACGAAGCCACUGAUUUGCUAGAAAAAAUGCUUGUUUUUGAUCCAAACAAGCGAAUUACUGUUGAUCAAGCUCUGCACCACCCAUACUUGGCUUCUCUUCAUGAAAUUAAUGAUGAACCUGUUUGCCCGACUCCAUUCAGUUUCGAUUUUGAACAUCCAUCACAUACUGAAGAAGAUAUCAAAGAACUCAUUUGGAGGGAAUCACUGAAAUUCAACCCAGAUCCAGUAGUGCACUAGGAUAUGUUCUCUAUUUGCUGUUGGAAUAUGUGGUUGACAUUAAUCUCCAAUUUGAAGCCUCCUAAAGCUGGUGAAGGUUAAUUUGGUAGUCGUCGGAGCUCUUCAAAUCUUCACCUGAAGUAGAUUCAUAUUGAUAACUCCUCAAAAACAGUGCUUUAAGUGACUACUCAGUAAGUGUGAUCCUUGAGAAGUUUAUACUGUUUGCAUGGCAGAAUAUUUCAUGUCUCUUUUUCCUCUGUCAGCUUCAUCUAUUUCCCUUGAAUCUAAUUUGAAAACACUGAUAUGUAGCACAUCUUUCAUCU
Messenger RNA from Musa acuminata subsp. malaccensis (wild Malaysian banana), 1660 nucleotides. RefSeq names its product mitogen-activated protein kinase 2-like. Lineage: Eukaryota; Viridiplantae; Streptophyta; Magnoliopsida; Zingiberales; Musaceae. The record is from RefSeq and is a predicted model, not a curated record. Gene Ontology annotation, cellular component: nucleus; cytoplasm. Gene Ontology annotation, molecular function: ATP binding; MAP kinase activity. Gene Ontology annotation, biological process: intracellular signal transduction; protein phosphorylation.